Lolium rigidum is the source of this 1073-nucleotide messenger RNA. RefSeq lists its product as uncharacterized. Bases 1 to 825 code for a protein of 274 amino acids. The record is from RefSeq and is a predicted model, not a curated record. Gene Ontology annotation, molecular function: A2-type glycerophospholipase activity. NCBI's taxonomy places the organism in Eukaryota, Viridiplantae, Streptophyta, Magnoliopsida, Poales, Poaceae. The transcript is spliced from 2 exons. Gene Ontology annotation, biological process: arachidonate secretion; phospholipid metabolic process.
AUGGAGGUGGCCUCCCCCUCAUCCUCCUCCUCCUCCCCGCCGCCCAACCCCAAGUCGCGCCUCCUCCGCCUCAACCCGGCCGCCCUCCUCCUCCGCCCCGUCUCGCCCGCAACCCCAACCCCACCCCCAUCCGCGCCGACCAUGGGCCCUUCCUCCGCCGCCCCACCCCCUCGUCCCGCCGCCGCCGGCGGCGGCGCCCAUCCCCUAAUCUCCUUCCUCUCCUCCCUCCUCCCCCACCGCCCCCACCACACCGACCCCCCACCUAGCGCGGCCACCUCCACCCUCGCAGCCACGCGGCGGGCGGCGGACGCGGACGCCGACGCGGACCUCCAACUCAUCGGCUGCGCGGUGCCGCUCUUCCGCCCGUACGUGGCGCGCCUGCCGUGGCACGGCGGCGCGCGCGCCUGGCUCUCCAAGCUCUUCCCGCGCUACGGCCACUACUGCGGGCCCAACUGGUCCAGCGGCAAGGAGCAGGGCUCCGUGCUCUGGGACCGGCGCCCCGCGGACCACCUCGACUUCUGCUGCUACUGCCACGACAUGGCCUACGACACGCACGACCAGGCGCAGCUGCUGCGCGCCGACCUCGCGUUCCUCAGAUGCCUCGAAGGCAGCCGCAAGACGCCCGCACUCGACGGCGUCGCCGCCGCCGCAUACUACCGAUCCAUGUGCCUAUUCGGGCUCAAGGCCAUACUGAUACCCUACAGGACCAACCUGGUGCGGCUGCAGACGGGGCCCAAUUACGCCGACGCAAUCACCGAUUUCAUGAAGAGGAUGGCCUCGUCUUCCGGCAGGGCGACUACCGGCGGCGACAAGCAGAGAUUGUGAGCGGCAGCGUUGGGUAAUGGCGCUGAAUUGCUCGGUGAUUGAGAUGCAGCAACUUGCAUAGGCAUGUUUUGAUGAGGAGCUCGUUUGUUUAUCUACUAGCUACCCCCAUUUUGGCUAAUUGGUAGGCAGUCGCUCCUGAGAAGUUCUUGAAUGUGAAUAUAGAUUAGCAUAUCCCACAUCAACGAUGUGGCUUAAUCAGUGUAACUUAGAAUAUGCAAGGAAUUGCGACAUUGUUAUGCUGUUGGUUA